Molecule: messenger RNA, 3450 nt
Organism: Rotaria sp. Silwood1
Lineage: Eukaryota; Metazoa; Rotifera; Eurotatoria; Philodinida; Philodinidae
Source: the annotation of a GenBank genome assembly
AUGUCAAUGACAUCAACAACAAAUUCAGUCAAACAACGUAAAUUAAAUGAUUUACGUGUUGUUGAUUUACAACGUGAACUUCGUUCAUUUAAUAUUUCUUAUGAUAAAAAAGAACUUAAAGGAUCUCUUGUUGAAAAACUACGUCAAGCUUUACUUAAUCGAAAUCUUGAUCCUGAUAAUUAUCUUUUUGAUACGUCUACUGAUCUUAAAUCAAUAUCAUCAGAUGAUAAUAAUCGAAGUCAUGAAGAAAAUAGUUUCCAUGAUACAAAUAGUUCAGAAACAUCAACUAUGGAGGUCGAUACGAAACAACAAUUAAAUACUGAAAAUCCAGUGCAAACAACAACAACAACAACACCACCAUCAUCAUCACCAUCACCGAUGAAAAUUUCAACAACAACAUCAUUAACAAAAGAUAUAGACGAUGAACAAAAUGAUCAAACAAAUCAUAUGGAUACAAUUGAUUUGAAACAAAUUGUUGACAACUGUGAUAAUAAUAAUAAAGAUUUAACAAUUGAACAAUUACUAACAAAUCAAGAAGAUGAAAAUACUAAUGAUAAAAUUGAUCACGGUCUUAUACAAGUAUCCUGUUCAUCAUCCGAUGAAGAAUUAGAUACAAAUAAUCAAAUAGGACAAUCAACAAAUAAAAAAAAUUUUAAUCAUAAUACAGAAUCAAUACCACCAACACCAACAACAGCAACACAACAACAAACAUCAUUCGAACAUUCAAAUGGUGAAGAUGAACAACAUACGUCAACAACAACAACAACAACUACAACAGAUCUUUCGACUGAGAAUGAUAAUCUAUCGAAAAGCGAAACAAAUCGACAAGAAUUAUCAGAUGAACAACAAAAAAAAGAUAAUACUAAUAAAUCGAAUAAAGAUGAUUGUUAUCUUUGGGUAUCAAAUAUUGCCAAAGAAACUCAUGCGUCUGAUUUAAAAGCAUUAUUUUCAAAAUAUGGAAAAGUUUUAACAACGAAAGUUAUUGGAUCAAGUUCAUCACAAUGGUUUGGAUAUAUUCAUUUAGCUACACGAGAAGAUGUUGAAAAAUGUAUUCAAGCAUUACAUCAAACAGAACUACAUGGAAAAAAAAUUUAUGUUGAUCGAGAAAUGCAUGAUCAAACAUCGGAUUCAUCAUCUUCAAAAUCCAAAUCAAAUAGUAGAUCAACAUCAUCUAAUCGUCAAAUAUCAUCACGUGAUACAUCAUCAAGUGCACAAAAAAAACGAUCAGAUCAAUCAAGUCAUAAAUCAUCUACAAAUGAUUCAUAUAAAAAUCGUGAUUCAAUCACAGAUAAUCAAGAUAAACUAUCGACAGUAGAAACAAAUGUAUCAUCGAAAAAACGAUCAGCAUCAACAUCUAAUGAAAAUAAAAAAAAACUAUCAACAUCCGAUAUAAACAAAUCAAAUAAUGAUGACACAACAGUUAAAUCAUAUGAAACUGAUUCGUUGAAUAAAAAACCAAACGAAUCCUAUAAUGAAAAACGACGAACUUCGUCGAGUAGUAGUAACAGUCAAUCAACAAAAUAUCAUAUAUCUCGUGCAGAUGUUCCAAAAACAACCGAAAAAUUAGAAUCUUCUCACAAAUCGACUACAAAUGAUCGUAAAAAUGAUAAACAUUCAAAUAGAUCUGAAAAAUCAUCAACACAUUCUACAUAUAUUUCAAAAUCGAAGGCAUCAUCAUCACCUGUAACACGUCGAAGUCAUUCAAGUGAAAAACAUUAUAUUCCAUUAACAACAAAGCCUGAUCAUCAUCGUUCAUCUUCAAUUGAUAAAUCUAAACAACAUACGUCAUCUCAUAUGAUAUCAAAUAAAUAUGAUAAACCAAAAGAACCUUAUUUAAAAGAUACUACUCAUCAUUCAACAUCAUCAAAAACAUUUGAUACUGAUCGUCGUUCAACUUAUCAAAAUGAAGAACGUUUACGACAUGAAAAAGAAUUACUUGUACGAAAACAAUAUGUUCAACACCAAGAAGAAGAAAAUAUUAAAGAGCAACAACGACGUUUAGCUGAAGAACGUGCACGAAUGAGACGUGAAUUUGAAAUUCUUGAACGUGAACGUUUAGAAAUCGAACGUAAACGACUUGCAUUAGAAAAAGACAAACAAGAUCAAGCACGAGAACUUGAAAAACAACAAAGACGUUUAGUUGAUGAAGCCAAACAUCGACAACAACAACAACAACAACAAGCUGAAGCUAAAUUACGUGAUGAAAAAUUACAUCGUAUGUCAGCACAUAAUGAUAAUAAACGUCCACGUUCAUCACAUCAUGAACCACAACGUUCACAUCACACAAAUACAAAUAAUAUUAAUAAUUCAAAUAAAGGAUAUGAUCAUCGAAUAUCAACAAAUACAACAAGUGGACGUGGACGUGAUCGAUCACUUGAUGAUACUAAUCGUGAUUAUUAUCCAGAACCAAAACGACAAUAUACAAAGAAUCAACGUGAACCGAUGUUUCGUGAUCGUGUCGUUUAUCGUGAAUCUGAUCAUCCACCAUCGACAUCUAGUCUUGGUCUUAGUUCUUUGUCAUCAAUAAAUUCAAGUAAUAACAAUCAACGAUAUAUUCCUUCAUCAUCUAAUCAACAUCGUCUAUCAGAUCCUUAUAAUACAUUACCACAACGUGGACGUGAUAUGGCUUUACCACCUACAUCAUCUGUUAGUACAGCUUAUGAACGUUCUUCUCGAAAUGUUGCUUCACCACCAAACAAUACUAAUGCAAUUCUUCGACGUCCACAUUCACGUGAACGAUUUGAUGAUCGAGAAUAUAUACAACAAGCACCACGUCGUGAUAGAUCACCACCGACAAAUAAUACAUUACGUCGUGAAUCAAUGGAAACAACACAUUGGGAACGACCAAAACCUCGUGAUACUACACAUUAUGCUGAUGACACUCACAAAUAUUUACCUACUCAAUACAUUUCUGACACAUCUCAAUCAGCUCAACAACAACAACAAGGCUUGUGGUCAGCAGCACCUCCAUCACGGCAACAACAUCAUCAUCCUGAUUUGCCAGUUAAAACUGCUUCUCAUGCACCUGUAGUAGACCCAUACGGUUGGCCACAUGUUUCUCAACAAGUACCACCUCCAUCACUUCCGUCUCAUCAUCCACAAGGAUUAUCAUCAUCGCAUGAUCGAUCUCGUGCUAAUGUGGCUAGCAAUCAACGUAUCCCUAUUCUUCCAUCCAAUCAACCACCACCACCACCACCUCCAUCAUCUCGUGGCAGUGCAACGAGUCAAACUCAUUUGUACAGUCACCCUGGUAUACCUGUAAACGCUCUUCCAACAUCUCAACAACAUGCACCAUUAGCACCACCACCAACAUCUCUUCAUCAUACAACAGCCUAUGUAACACAACAAGUUCCACCGACUGGUGGACUUGUCCUUCAUCCAACGGGUCAACCACGUGCCUAUGAACAACAUUAUGUUGUUACACAACCUUUAUCACAACGACGUUAUUAA